This is a messenger RNA of Mustela erminea (ermine), 1949 nucleotides long. RefSeq names its product G protein-coupled receptor 19 (gene GPR19). The transcript is spliced from 5 exons. NCBI's taxonomy places the organism in Eukaryota, Metazoa, Chordata, Mammalia, Carnivora, Mustelidae. Bases 640 to 1887 code for a protein of 415 amino acids. Gene Ontology annotation, cellular component: plasma membrane. Gene Ontology annotation, molecular function: G protein-coupled receptor activity. Gene Ontology annotation, biological process: G protein-coupled receptor signaling pathway. The record is from RefSeq and is a predicted model, not a curated record.
AGCGCGAAAAAGUUUUGAAACUUUCCGCGACGUCAAUAGUAAACUAAAUCUGGCCCUCCAGAAAGCUGUGGCGGGGGUGGGAGGGGGCGGUGUUCAGGCGCACGACACUACGUUCUUUUGAGACUUUGCCGUCACAACUCUGCACUACUGCGUGGUCGUCCCUUCUUUUCGUUAUUAUAUAUUGGCCGUGAAUUCUGUGUCAGAGCCAGUUUCAGCCAAGCCAGCAGUAAAGGAGUCGGGGUCGAGGAGCGGAUCCCAGUCUUAAAAUGAGGGAUACACGGGACACCUGCACACAAACGUUGGAUUUUGUCCUGCAUCGUCCGAAAGGAAGCAGGCUAUGAGCCAAGGGGAAGGCAGAGGACAGAAAUGAAUGUGCUCCCAAGCUUUCCCGGUGGUGUAUGGCAUUCUCCAAACUCCUAUGCGAGGGUUGUUCCUGACCGAGAAGACCCAAGGAGACCGUCUCUGAAAUCAAGUCCAGAUGAAGCCACAUUGCUUCAGUGUCACAACCUUUAAAAACUUCUCAUCUACUGACCCCCCCAUUCCAGCAGCUCUUCCUUUGGGGGGUGGUGCCCUCGUCAUGAGCCAGAUCCAAGCACCUUCACCCUUCGUGGUCCCUGAACUGAGAGGAAGCAAGUGAGUAUGGUUUUUGCUCCCAGAAUGGAGAACAGCAAGCCACCCUUGGUUAUUCCCACACUGCUGGUGCCCCUGCAAAACCACAGCUGCACAGAGGUCGCCUCCUCCCUGCCACGCCGUGACCUGACGGAAUUCCAUGAGGUGCGUGGCUGGAUGAGCAACAGAACAGACGUGGAGCCGGGGCUGAAACCUGGCGAGGUGGCCACGGCCAGCAUUUUCUUUGGGGCCCUGUGGUUGUUUUCUGUCUUCGGCAAUUCCCUGGUUUGUCUGGUCAUCCACCGGAGCAGGAGGACUCAGUCCACCACCAACUACUUUGUGGUCUCCAUGGCAUGCGCGGACCUCCUCGUCAGCGUGGCCAGCACGCCUUUCGUCUUGCUGCAGUUUGCCACCGGCAGGUGGACGCUCGGCAGCGUCAUGUGCAAGGUCGUGCGGUAUUUCCAGUACCUCACCCCAGGCGUCCAGAUCUAUGUUCUCCUCUCCAUCUGCAUAGACCGGUUCUACACCAUUGUCUACCCCCUGAGCUUCAAGGUGUCCAGAGAGAAGGCCAAGAAAAUGAUCGUGGCCUCGUGGGUCUUCGAUGCUGCCUUUGUGACCCCCGUGUUCUUUUUCUUUGGCUCGAGCUGGGACAAUCACUGCAACUAUUUCUUCCCUUCCUCCUGGGAAGGAGCUGCCUAUAGCGUCAUCCAUUUCUUGGUGAGCUUUGUGAUCCCGUCUGUCCUCAUCAUCUUGUUUUACCAGAAGGUUGUGAAGUACAUUUGGAGAAUAGGCACUGAUGGCCGAACAGUGAGGAGGACCAUGAACAUUGUCCCAAGGACCAAAGUGAAAACGAUCAAGAUGUUCCUCAUUUUAAAUCUGUUGUUUUUGCUCUCCUGGUUGCCUUUCCAUGUGGCUCAGCUGUGGCACCCCCACGAACGAGACUUGAAGAAAAGUUCCCUUGUUUUCACAGCUAUCACGUGGAUAUCCUUUAGUUCUUCAGCCUCUAAACCUACGCUGUAUUCCAUCUAUAAUGCCAACUUUAGGAGAGGAAUGAAAGAGACUUUUUGCAUGUCUUCGAUGAAAUGUUACCGAAGCAAUGCCUAUACUAUCACAACCAGUUCAAGGAUGGCCAAAAAAAACUACGUUGGCAUUUCAGAAAUUCCUCCCACGGCCAAAACUAUAACCAAAGACUCGAUAUAUGAUUCAUUUGACAGAGAAGCCAAGGAAAAAAAGCUCGCUUGGCCCAUUAAUUCAAAUCCGCCAAAUACUUUUGUGUAAUUUCGCAAAAUUCUUUCAAUUAUUGUUAUGUGCCAGAGAUUAAAAAGCUUUAACUCUAAAAA